GAGCGUGGUGGUUUAGCUGGAAACGCCGGAGAUGGGGGGCAGAGGCCAGCCGAGAAAGAAAGAUCCGCUGCCUAAGGGUGGUGCUGCAACAAAAACAAUAGAUCUGAAAGAUGAUAAUGGGGAGCAAAAUAGCAUCUCAGUUGAGGAAACCAACAAAGAGCAAACAGAGGUCGUGAAGCUUGCUGCUUGUGAUCCUCACCAGAUGGGUCUUGAAAUUGAGAAAUCAGGGUGUUUGAGCCCAGAUCUAGGGGAGAAAGAAGGGGACAAUGAAGGGAUUUUUCUAGAUCUAGUUGUCUCGACGCAAGGCCAGAGGAAAAGCAUAUCUGAUGCUGGUUCCAGGGAUGAAAGAGCAGAUAAGGGGAAGAACAAGGCCGGCCCCGUGGAAGGGAAAGUAGCGAAGGGGAAGAAGGGAGUGCACUCAGAGACUCAGCCUUCUGUCAUCCAGAUGAAGCAACCUUCUGGGGAAAAGGAUGCUGGUUCUACAUUCGGUACGACGAUUUCUCCUAGUGCUCGGUGGAGUGACCUGAUUGAGAAGGAGAAAGGGGAAUUUCAACCAUCCCUAAAGCAGAAGCCACUGCGUAGUUGGGCUUCGGUUGUGGAAGGGAAUAGGGAUAUCAGUAAAGGAUGGGAUUUGCAAUACAUAAAACCUCAAGAUCCAACUGGUGCUGUGGUUAUUACCGAGGAUGAGUGGGUUAAAGGGUCAAAGAUUUGGGAGAAUGCUCUUGUUGGGUAUGUUGUGGGAUCUAAACUUGAGUUUAAGGAUGUUGCUAAUUUCAUGAAUAAUAGGUGGAGGGAAUUCCAGGUGCCUAAGGCAUUUAUGCUGUGAAAUGGAGUUUUCUUGUUUGAUUUUGUUUUUGUAUCUAAAUAAGAAAGUAAUUGAAGUGUGAAGUCAUUUCUAGAGCAUUUGUACCUUUGAAAUUUAUCUUUUCUACUCUGUAUCUCUUUGGUGAAUUCCAUUGGGUGGUGAGUUAACCCAGACCUAUAUCUUUAAGGUGAUGCUUCAUGCUUCUGUAUCCUUAAAGUGAUGGCCCAUAAUCCCAUUUUAUCACCUUAUUUUUCCUACCCUACAUCAUAACUACUAUCGGAUCCUCCUCUAAUACAUCCUCUGUAAUUUU
Rubroshorea leprosula is the source of this 1115-nucleotide messenger RNA. NCBI's taxonomy places the organism in Eukaryota, Viridiplantae, Streptophyta, Magnoliopsida, Malvales, Dipterocarpaceae. The record is from the annotation of a GenBank genome assembly.